UAUAGCUACCACAUGCGCAGUACAUACUGUGGCAAUAAAAAUUAUUUGAUAAAUUAAAUUGCACUUGACACACGUGUUCCUAGCAACGAGCAAAAUGUUUCUGUUCCACUGGAUUGAUCGAGUGCGUAAUUGCAAUGAAAUUGUAAAUAAAUUGAGUUGAUGAAUUGCGUCUGAAACAAUUCCCUAAAACUGUAUCUCCAGGGUUAUCAGGGUUUAUCAGGACACCCCAGGUCCAGUCAAAAAAGAAAAAAACUUUCCAGUCUUCCAUCGAGCCUAGUCUACUAAACAUCAAUUUCCAAGUGAAUUCAGUAGCAGCUGUUGAGAAAAGGGGAAUUAGUUUAAGGUGUCAACUUCAUGAUGGCAGUAAAUUGGACGUCCCAUGGUGUUCGAUCCUCUCGAUUGGUGGGAAAUAUCAUUAUUAACAGUCUGGAGCCUAUAAAAGGGCACCUGCUCCAAGGUCAUGUUCCAAAAGCAAUUUUAAUCUCAAAACACGUGGCUACAACGACUUGUUGGCGAUCCAAAUCCAAAAUGGCAGGAGUACUACACAAGAAUCUCUGGGAGACUGAUCCUGAGCUGUUCGAUCUCAUCAAGAAGGAGAAACAGCGUCAGAACUGUGGAUUGGAGAUGAUAGCGAGUGAAAAUUUCACAUCUCUAAGUGUUCUCCAGUGCCUGAGCUCUUGUCUCCACAAUAAAUACAGUGAAGGUCUGCCAGGUGCUAGAUAUUACGGUGGCAAUGAGUACAUCGAUCAGAUUGAGUGGCUGGCCCAGAAGAGAGCUCUAGCUGCCUACAGAUUGGAUCCAGAGCAAUGGGGCUGCAAUGUCCAGCCUUAUUCUGGUAGUCCAGCAAAUCUCGCUGUUUACACUGGACUUAUUGAGCCUCAUGGAAGAAUAAUGGGUUUGGAUCUUCCCGAUGGUGGACAUUUGACCCAUGGAUUCUUCACUCAGAACAAAAAAAUCUCGGCGACGUCGAUAUUCUUCGAGUCGAUGCCCUACAAAGUGAACCAAGAGACCGGAUUAAUCGACUACGACAAGCUAGCAGAAAAUGCACGACUCUUCAAGCCGAAAGUUAUUAUUGCUGGUGUCUCCUGCUACAGCAGAUGUCUGGACUACAAACGCUUCCGCGAAAUCGCUGAUGAGAAUAAUGCAUAUCUUUUUGCUGAUAUGGCACACAUCUCAGGAUUGGUGGCAGCUGGGAUUAUCCCCAGUCCCUUUGACCACUGCGACGUCGUCAGCACAACGACCCACAAGACUCUGCGCGGCCCUCGAGCUGGUGUCAUCUUCUUCAGGAAGGGUGUCAGAAGUGUCGCCAAGAGCGGUGAAAAAAUCAUGUACGAUCUGGAGAGUAGGAUUAAUGCUGCUGUGUUCCCAGGACUCCAGGGUGGACCCCACAAUCAUCAAAUUGCUGGGAUUGCAACAGCCAUGAAGCAAGCACAGACACCAGAAUUCAUUGACUACCAGAAGCAAAUCGUGAAAAAUGCCCAGCAAUUGUGCAAAGCUCUCACAGCACGUGGAUACAAAAUCACCACUGGGGGAACUGAUGUUCAUAUGCUUCUCGUCGAUCUCAGGAACACUGGCGUCACUGGAUCCAAGGCUGAGAGGAUCCUCGAGGAUAUCUCGAUUGCUUGCAAUAAGAAUACCGUUCCUGGUGACAAGAGUGCCUUCAAUCCCAGUGGAAUUAGACUGGGAAUGCCUGCUUUGACGACUAGGGGAAUCAAGGAGGAACACGUGGACGAUAUCGCUGAAUUUAUUCAUAAAGGACUGGAAUUAUCCAAACAAGUGACGGCAAAGUCUGGCCCCAAACUCGUGGACUUCAAGAAAGUCCUUGAAAAUGACCCAGAAAUCAAAUCGAAGGUCAAAGCUCUGCGCGAUGAGGUCGAAAAUUUUUCUCGGAAGUUUUCACUGCCAGGGUACGAUGAAUACUGAAAACAGAGACUUUGUACUCACUAAGCAACUACCGUAUAUCCCUCGAAUGAUUACAGAGGUUUUUCAUUACUCUGAUAUCAUUAUCAGCCUUAAGCAACUUUCAUUGCAUAAAAUUAAAGAAUUAAUACGUAGUAUUUCUAUUUUGAUACAGAAAGUGUAUGAAAGCGAAAUGAAGAUUUUUGUAAAAUGAA
Molecule: messenger RNA, 2114 nt
Organism: Fopius arisanus
Lineage: Eukaryota; Metazoa; Arthropoda; Insecta; Hymenoptera; Braconidae
Gene: Shmt
Product: serine hydroxymethyl transferase
Exons: 5
Coding region: 355-1923 (522 amino acids)
Biological process (GO): protein homotetramerization; tetrahydrofolate interconversion; L-serine catabolic process
Cellular component (GO): nucleus; cytosol; cytoplasm
Molecular function (GO): glycine hydroxymethyltransferase activity; mRNA regulatory element binding translation repressor activity; cobalt ion binding
Source: RefSeq, a predicted model, not a curated record